Vigna radiata var. radiata (mung bean) is the source of this 1216-nucleotide messenger RNA. RefSeq names its product heavy metal-associated isoprenylated plant protein 7. The coding region runs from base 149 to 955 and encodes 268 amino acids. The record is from RefSeq and is a predicted model, not a curated record. Gene Ontology annotation, molecular function: metal ion binding. Lineage: Eukaryota; Viridiplantae; Streptophyta; Magnoliopsida; Fabales; Fabaceae. The transcript is spliced from 5 exons.
CCUUCUUCUGUCUGAAACUAUAACAUGCUAUACAAAGAAUCCAAGCAAGGAAAGAGAAAUAAGAGAGAAACCAAACAAGAGAAGAUCAUCAAUAUAUUACACCACUGCAACACUUCUGAAGCAGAGAUCACUGUCCAUUGUCACACAAAUGGGUGAAAACAAGGAAGAAGAAAAGAAAGAAGAAACCACAGAGGAAAAGAAGGAAGAAGAGAAAAAAGAUGAAGAGCCUCCAGUGAUAGUACUCAAGGUUGAUAUGCACUGUGAAGCUUGUGCAAGGAAAGUUGCAAAAGCAUUGAAAGGAUUUGAAGGAGUGGAGGAGGUGACUGCAGAUAGCAAGGCAAGCAAAGUGGUAGUGAAAGGAAAGGCAGCAGACCCCAUAAAGGUGUGUGAGAGGCUACAAAAGAAAAGUGGUAAGAAAGUGGAGCUCAUUUCACCUUUGCCAAAACCUCCAGAUGAGAAAAAGGAAGAAGUCAAAGAAUCGCAGCCAGAGCAGAAAAAAGAGGAGCCACCUCCUGUUGUAACAGUAGUCCUCAAAGUUCGAAUGCAUUGUGAAGCAUGUGCUCAAGUUAUAGAAAAGGGGAUCCGCAAGAUUAAAGGAGUAGAGUCGGUGGAGACGAGCUUGGGAAAUGAUCAAGUGAUAGUGAAAGGUGUGAUUGACCCAGCAAAGCUGGUUGAUUAUGUGUACAAGAGAACCAAAAAGCAAGCUUCUGUUGUGAAAGAGGAGGAAAAGGAAAAGAAGGAAGAGGAAGAGAAAGAAGAGAAAGAAGAGAAAAAGGAAGGUGAAGAAAGCAAGGGAGAUGAUGAUGGUGAAGAAGAGGAUGAAAACAAAACUGAGAUUAAGCGAAGCGAAUAUAUGCCAAUGAGAUCCUACGUUGACUACUUUGACUACUUAGACUACCCUUAUGAUUCUCAGAUUUUCAGCGAUGAGAACCCAAAUGCAUGCAGCGUAAUGUAGAUCAGUAUUAUUAUUAUGUAGUAAUUUAUAACUUGGUAUUCUAGUAGCUGAUCAUCAAGUGAAGCAACUUCUUGUGCUGUGCCUGUUGCUGGAGCGUGGAAUAAGGUGCAUAGUAGUGAUGAAUAUUUUAAUGCUUUGUAUAUGAUUUCAACGAGUGGCAUUUCCUAUACAUGGAGCUAGAUGCCUUGUUUAUUGUGUUUAUGAACUUUCUACAUAUUUCCUUGCUAAAGGUUGGCCAGAAUUGUUGCAGUGCAUUUUCAA